AUGAAUAUUCAGGCAUUAGUGUUCUUCUUUGCAGUCUUACUGGCUUCUUCUAAAGCGUCUAAUGACGUUGGUAACUGUACAUUUAAAGAAUAUUACCAAAACGAACGUGUGUGUACUACAGCGUUUAUACAUGGAUUACAGGAACAGCCCAAGCUAAGCUGCAGACCAAAGCUAGAAGAGUUUUUUAACUGCACCAUUAAAGUUGUCAAAGGCUGUGUAAAAACGCUAGAUGCAGCUGGCGAAGCUGCUGUACGAGCAGAUUUAGAGAAGAAAGCAACUGAAAACAAGAUGUGUGAAUUAGGUGGGAUGCACUUUGAGGAACCAGUUGGGCCAAACCAGACCUUCCCUUGUACCAUCAGUAAAAACGAGUACAGGAAGCAAACGGCAUCGUGUUAUGAAAGUUUUGAGAAGAUGUGGCAUAAAAACAGGAAUGACAAAGGAUUGUGCAGUGGAUUUGCAACGGUGAAAAAGUGUGUACAGAAUGUCAUGACAUCGAAGUGUACAAUAACAGGGGACUUCAAGGAAAAAACUGAUCUGAUGUUUGAUGAUUACAACCCAUUCUGCUCUGAGAAGCCGACAAGCAAGUCAACAAGGAUCAAAACACAAGCUUUGGUCAACAUUGCUGUCGUUUCUGUCCUUUUAGUAUUGUCUAUUAUUUUAUAAGCUGUCAUUUUUGCAAACAUGUAACAAAACAUCUUUGUGCUGUUAUUCUGAAAUAUAGAGAACUUGCUCGUCAAAUCUUUUUUUUUUCUUCAAAUUUUAGGCUAAUUCUUUCAUA
Molecule: messenger RNA, 778 nt
Organism: Actinia tenebrosa (Australian red waratah sea anemone)
Lineage: Eukaryota; Metazoa; Cnidaria; Anthozoa; Actiniaria; Actiniidae
Source: RefSeq, a predicted model, not a curated record